UCGCGUCCGAGCCGCGGACUUCUUUUCCGAGAGUCAGCUGUUUUGGCUUCGGUUCUGCAUUGAGUCCGAACUACAUCCUUCUCUCUGUAUCCUUCAACAAUCAACAAUAUAAGACCCGACAAUAUUACGGCACUCACUCGUCUAGUCCAGUCUUUCGGGAGGCGGAUAACCGUACACGAUAGCCUGGGAAAGAUGCCCGACGCUGCCCCCGUCAGGGAGCCACAGACCUAUCUCAAAGAUUUGAAGCCCGGCCUCAAAAAUCUCCACUGCUUGUUCAUCGUCCUCGAGGUAGGUAAGGCUUCGACAACGAAGGACGGUAACGAGAUACGUUCGUGCAAAGUCGCCGACAAGACCGGUUCGAUCAAUUUCUCGGUCUGGAACGAGCCCGGCAAGCUCCUGGAACCCGGUGACAUCUGCAGACUCACCAAGGGCUACGUGUCGCUCUUCAAGAACUCGUUGACUCUGUACACCGGCAAAGGCGGCGAUCUGCGGAAAAUCGGAGACUUUUGUCUUCCGUUCGUCGAAACUCCGAACUUCUCGGAACCGAAUCCGGAAUUCAUCCAGUUUAUGAGCAACAAGCUCAACCCGGAGAGCAGAGCCAGUCCGCCGAACAACAACAAUAACAGUACCAGCAACAACAAUAAUGGAGCACCCCGACCCCAAGGACAGCGACCACCAUUCCAGAAUCGACAGAAGCCACCACCGCAAGCCAAUCAAGGGGCUCCUUCUAGGAACACUCGACCUAACUGGCAGCUCAUGAAGGAAUAGUCAUCCAUCCCGGCACUAUUUUCCGAUAAGGAACGCCCGUCGGCAUCAGCUGCCGCAUCGGGAACACGUCGACCACUCGACGUUUGCAAUCUCCGACCGAUCGAGUUAAUUAUACGGUUGGCUGUCUGAAAUUGUGUGGAACCUCUUCAAUUUGGGAAGCUCGAUUGGAGAAUCUCUGCCGUUGUAGAUAUGGAAAUUGAUGAUCGUGAGCUGUCUGAGAUGUAAAAACCGUUGAGAGACAGUUUAGCCUGUAAAUAAGUCAUGUAAACAGUUUUUAAUAAAGACAAUAG
Molecule: messenger RNA, 1058 nt
Organism: Galendromus occidentalis (western predatory mite)
Lineage: Eukaryota; Metazoa; Arthropoda; Arachnida; Mesostigmata; Phytoseiidae
Product: SOSS complex subunit B1
Exons: 1
Coding region: 193-768 (191 amino acids)
Biological process (GO): response to ionizing radiation; mitotic G2/M transition checkpoint; double-strand break repair via homologous recombination
Cellular component (GO): SOSS complex
Molecular function (GO): DNA binding
Source: RefSeq, a predicted model, not a curated record